Molecule: messenger RNA, 4021 nt
Organism: Oncorhynchus masou masou (cherry salmon)
Lineage: Eukaryota; Metazoa; Chordata; Actinopteri; Salmoniformes; Salmonidae
Product: REST corepressor 3-like
Exons: 13
Coding region: 134-1918 (594 amino acids)
Biological process (GO): regulation of transcription by RNA polymerase II; negative regulation of DNA-templated transcription
Cellular component (GO): transcription regulator complex; histone deacetylase complex
Molecular function (GO): transcription corepressor activity
Source: RefSeq, a predicted model, not a curated record
UUUUAUAUAUAUAUAUUUGUAAAACCAUAAUUAGCUAAAAAUGGUGGAUGAAUACUGGACUGUGGCACAGUGUCACAGCUGCGUAGCUGUGGGAGUUAUUGAAAAGACUGGUCUGUGAAAAAAGAUACAUUGCAUGGUUAUAUUAGGUAUUCUCCCAAGGAGAACCCACAAAGACACGUCAAAAAUGCCUGGAAUGAUGGAAAAAGGGUCGGAGUAUCUCGGAAAGGGACGCUCUAACGGAACAAAAAGCCCUUCAAAUGCAUCGAAUGGACAUUUUUCUGAUGAGAGUGGCAGUGACGACGAGCACGAUGUCGGAAUGCGUGUGGGAUCCGAUUAUCAAGCCAAUAUACCAGAAUUUGAUCCUGGUUCUACCAAGUACAGUGAUAAAGAUAGUGGGGGAAUGUUGGUGUGGUCUCCAUAUCACACCAUUGUGGACCCAAAAUUGGAUGAAUAUAUUGCCAUUGCAAAAGAGAAGCAUGGAUAUAAUGUUGAGCAGGCAUUGGGCAUGCUGUUCUGGCACAAACACAACAUUGAGAAGUCCCUGGCAGACCUGCCCAACUUCACCCCCUUCCCCGACGAGUGGACCGUGGAGGAUAAGGUGCUGUUCGAACAAGCCUUCAGCUUCCACGGAAAAAGCUUUCACAGGAUUCAACAAAUGUUACCAGACAAGGCUAUAUCCAGCCUUGUGAAGUAUUACUACUCCUGGAAGAAGACCCGGUCCAGGACCAGCCUGAUGGACCGCCAGGCCAGAAAGCUGGCAAACCGAAACGCCCAAGAUGAAAGUGAUGAAGAAAUGGAGGAGGCCAACCCCAUCGAAGCAAACGAUAGCGAUUAUGACCCCACCAAGGAGACGAAAAAAGAGAGCCACACGGAGCCCCAGCCCCUGAGCUCCUCCAAGAUUGGGCUCGGCCGACGGGAGCACCUGACACUCAUGCACCGGCACCACUCACAGCGUUCCAAGUGCCGGCCGCCCAAGGGCAUGUAUCUGACCCAGGAGGAUGUGGUUGCAGUGUCGUGCAGCUCCAGCGCUGCCAACACCGUCCUUCGGCAGCUGGACAUGGAGCUGGUGGGCCUCAAAAGACAGGUGCCCUUUGAGGCGUUGGAAAACCUCUCUGGGUCUUUGUGGUUGAAAUUCACUGCUCAACUGAACGACUUUACAGAUAAUUGUAUAUGUGUUCAAAAUGCAAAGCAACUGAACAGUGGUCUGAAACACAGGAUGGAAGCGGGCAUUGAUGACUUCAGGCUGCCAGAGUGCAACCAAAAAGUUAAUGCCCGCUGGACAACAGAUGAACAGCUUCUGGCAGUUCAAGGUGUCAGGAAGUACGGGAAAGACUUCCAGGCCAUUGCCGACGUUAUCGGUAAUAAGACGGUAGGGCAGGUAAAGAACUUCUUUGUGAACUACCGCCGCCGGUUUAACCUGGAGGAGGUGCUGCAGGAGUGGGAGGCGGAGCAGGGAACUGGCACCCCCAACGGUGACACUGCCACCUCUGGCGAGGAGGGGAAGAUCAGCUCCAACACCCCUUCUGGGAAGAGUACGGACGAAGAGGAGGAGGAGGGCCAGGUGACCCUCUCGUCAGGCCCUUCUCCCGCUGCCACUUCCUCUGCAACUUUCCAGACCCUGGUGACUUCGUCGGCAACCUCGCUCAACCAGCCACCCCCGCUCCUACGGCCCUCCCUGAUGGCCACCCCAGCCCUCCACAGGCAGCCGCCCCCUCUCCAGCAGCAGGCCCGCUUCCUCCAACCCCGGCCUGUGCUCAACCAGCCCCCCCCACUCAUCCGGCCCUCCAACCCCCAGCCCCCGCGCCUCAAUCCCCGGCCGCUUGUCCCCACCUCCACAGGGUGCCCAGGCUCCAGCCAGCCGCCCCCCACCCUGGUGGGUAUCACAUCGGAGACUCCGUCCUCCUCCACGCUGCACUGAGUGUGUGCAAUGGCGAAGGAAGAAAACUAAAAAGUCGUGGUCGUUUUUUUUUACUUGGUCGUUUGUUUGCUGUUGUUUUCCUGAAGGUUGUCAAUCGUUGGUUGUUAUGAGGAUAUUAUGUAUAUUAAUGAGAAAAGUAAAACCGUUGAAGUUUUUAAAGUAUAUGUAUAUUAGGUUAGGUCUUAGUUUGUUUUGUUUUUUUUAUCACUUUUUUUUAUUCACUCAUCUUUAACAGACUUGCUUGGAUGUUAUGUGUUGGUGAUGUUAAAGAUUUACUCGAAGCAUUGGUUCUUUUUGAAAGUGUUCUUGGCUUCUGGUUAAUGUAUAUUUUACAAACUGGCAAAAUUUGCAAGUAGUAUAUAAACAAAAGGUAUAUUGAAGACACUAUGAUGGACAAUACACACAACUAGUGAAAAGAUGGCGUUGCCAUAUUUCUGUUGGAUUCUUUGAUUUGCUGUAACGCAUAUUUGUUCUUUGAGCGAAUAUAGACGUUUAUCUUUUAUAUAAGCAUUAUUUAUUUUUCUACUCGGUGCUAUGGACUUGACUGAUUUUUGUGUCCAGUAUAAUAAUAACCAUUGUGUAAGUGCUCUUACACGUCUAGGACAACUGUAUUUACGUGAUUGAAUUGAUCUAAACUGGAAGAAACCGAUUGAAAAAAAUGAUGAACCGGUUAAUAAAAUGAACUUGUUUAAUGUAAUAUUAAGCUACGAGGGUGUCACUGUCAGUCAAUUGAUUGUUGUAGUCGGUGAGCCACAUUUUCAGGAAUGAGUUGAAAUGAUUUUCAUUUAAGAUAUAUUGAAGAACAAAAUGUGUGACUUCUGUACAGUUGUGUAAUUUGUUUGCAUAAUUUUAAACCAUGAUGAUCAUAACUAAAACAAAAUUCAAAAUCGUGUUUUUAACGGUCACCUAUCAAUUAUUCCCAGUGUAAGAUGUGGCAUAGUCCCUAACAUAUCCAUUCAAAUAUUUCUAACAUUUUGUUUUAUGUUGUCUGUCCAGCUAUGAUCAACAGUUUCUUACCAAGUUUUGGGAAUGAAUGAGUGCCACUUCAUGUUCGGGGUUGAAAGAUUCCGUAAAAUGUUAUAUGUUCUCCAGAAAUCCUGGUUGUAAGAUUUCUGGAACGUUUCUCAAAUUCUGCCUAAUCACUGUUAAGGAAUGGAGGAGAAAAUAGGCUAAUUCACUACUGUACAUGGUGACAAGCUUUAACAUGUUGAAAUGCGAACUUAAAUUACCUUUGAACCACUAAUACACUGAGUCAUUAAUCCUUUCCUGUGGAAAUAAUGUGGCCAGAAGUAAGUAUAAUCAUGGACAUUGAGGACUUGCAUUUUGCCUUAAAAAUACAUGAUUGUGUUUACUAUGCUAUUCGCUUGCCAUUAUUUCGGUCUCUCGUUGCACUUGCAUUUCAAUCAAGUGUCUUUCAAACAUUUUUCAAUUCCAUGUCUAUUAUAGUACAUUUAUUUGGUUUGUCCUGUGUUGUCAUAGUAAAUCAUUACAUUUCCCUGCCUGCUUAAAUUGAAAUGAAUAUUGCCCCAAAAAUAUAGCAUACUGGUGCAAUCCCAAAUAUACAACUAUAAAUAGCACUUACAUUUUUAAAACAUAUUUGGAAUUGUUGCAUAGUUUACCUUUAAUUGAUUUGUCUACUUUAGCCGAAAUCAUUUUAUCAGCAUCCAGCGUUGUCUGAUGUUUGAUAUGCCUAAUUGACAAUUGAAUGGUUUCCCAAAAUCAUCAUGCCUCAAUGUAACUGCUGUGGAAUAAUUCGAAACAAAUGCAAUUAAAUAGCAUAGGCUUAUGUAAAUAAUACCGGCACACUGGGCAGACAUCAGUUGGUCUAGUUUUGGUUACCAUGCCAUUGGAUUUAGGUUAAAGGUUGGGUGAAAAAAAAUAUGCCCUUACGUUGACUUUUUGCAAAUACAGUCAGUUUCACGUUGAUUCAUCAGUUUUAUAUUGGUUCAAAUUACGUGGAAACAACGUUGAUUCAACCAGUUUUGCCAUGCAUGUAAAAACAUCAGCUGUGCUUCUUGGUGGCCUUGACUUAUGGGGCCUGGGGCCUACAUGAUUCUGUUGUAAUGUAUUUGUUAUAUUAAAAAGCAGUAUCAUUGUGCUCAA